AUGGAUUUGUUAUCUUCACACUUCCACUUCCGCCUCUUUAUCUAUUUAUCUAUCUAUCUCAUUUUCUCUCCUCCGUUCUGCUUUUCUCUUUCCUUCUCUCUACGUUUCUUUCUAUCAUACUCUCCGUAUGCCUCCUUCUCCAUCGUUUUCUACCAUUUCUCUCUCCUCUCCCUCAGGUUUCUUUUUCAACUUUCAUUUCCAACUCUUCUCCAUCCUCCUCCUGCCACUCCUCUUCCUCCCCCUCUCUAUUCAUGUAUUCUUCUCUCUUCUUCUAUUCUUCAACUCUCUCCCAUCCUCCUCUCUCUUUUCCUAUUGCUCCUCCAUCUGUUCUACCUUUCUUACUUCUCUCUUCUUCUAUUGCUUCUUCAUCCCUUCUCCCUCCUCUCUUUCUCUCUCUCUCUCUCUCUCUCUCUCUCUCUCUCUCUCUUUAUUGCUUUCUUUUCUCCUUCGUCCUUUCUCUUCUAUUGCUUAUUCAUCCUCUCUCUCUCUCUCUCUCUCUUUAUAUUCUCUCUUCUUCUGUUGCUUCUUCAACCUUUCUCCCUCCUCUCUCCCUCUCUCUCUCUCUCCUCUCUUAUUGCUUCUUCAUCUUUUCUUCUUAGUCCUUUCUCUUCUAUUGCUUCUUCAUCCUCUCUCUCUAUAUAUAUAUAUAUAUUCUCUCUUCUUUUAUUGCUUCUUCAUCCUUUCUCCCUCAUCUCUCUCUCUCUCUCUCUCUCUCUCUCUCUUCUCUCUCUUAUUGCUGCUUCUUCUUUUUUUCUUAGUCCUUUCUCUUCUAUAGCUUCUUCAUCCUCUCUCUCUCUCUCUCUCUCUCUCUUUAUAUUCUCUCUUCUUCUAUUGCUUCUUCAUCCUUUCUCCCUCCUCUCUCUCUCCUCUGCUAUUGCUUCUUCAUCUUUUCUUCUUAGUCCUUUCUCUCCUAUUGCUUCUUCAUCCUCUCUCUCUCUCUCUCUCUCUCUCUCUCUCUUUAUAUUCUCUCUUCUUCUAUUGCUUCUUCAUCUCUUCUCCGUCCUCUUCUCUCUUCUCUUAUUGCUUCUUCAUCUUUUCGCCUUAGUCCUUUCUUUUCUUCUAUUGCUUCUUCAUCUCCUCUUCCUCCUGCUCAUAUACCUUCUCUACUUCCUCUUUCUUCAUAACACAUCCUCAUAUUCGUCCACCAUCUUUUUCUUCUAUUUUUCUCUUUUCUUUUCUCUCUCUCUCUCUCUCUCUUUCAGUCUCUGUUUUUUCUUCUUCUUCUUCUUCUUCUUCUUCUUCUUCUUCUUCUUCUUCUUCUUUCUCUAUCUUUUCUCUUUCUUCUUAUUUUACUUCCUCACUCUUCCCGCGAUAUUAUCUUCUUUUUCAUUCACUCUUAGUCUUUUUCAUACUAUCACCAUUACUCUGUACCACCCUCUCUUACUUCAUCUCCACUAUAUUUCACUCUCCUUCUUCCUUUACACCCCCCCUCUCUGA
Messenger RNA from Acanthosepion pharaonis, 1437 nucleotides. The record is from the annotation of a GenBank genome assembly. NCBI's taxonomy places the organism in Eukaryota, Metazoa, Mollusca, Cephalopoda, Sepiida, Sepiidae.